UGAGUCCCUCCCCUUCUGGGCUUGGCGCUGGGGCCGCCGGAGCAGUUAGGCUGAGGCAGGCACCUUCCCAGCCGCGCAGCGACCCUCCUGCCGCGGCCAUGGCCCAGCCGGGGAGAACCGCCUACGCGGGGAGCCAGAACGGCGCCGGGCAGCCCCAGCAGCGCCCCUACAGCAACGGUCCUGUGCAAAGCCCAUUGAUGAACUCCUCACGCUUAGUGGAUGGGCAAGGAUACAGUUCUGCAGUCCCCGGAGUGUAUCCACAACCAAUGGCAACAAAGAACCCCCUGCAGACAACUUCCGGACUGUAUAACUAUGGAGCAUCUCAGAAUAUUCCACCGUUUAGUAAUUUUCAAGGACCUGGCCAUACUCUUAAUAGAACACCUAUCGGACUUGUUUCUAUGGCAACAGCACAGCCAGGACCUGUUGGCCAGAUGCCUCCUGUUCGGCAGAAUUUGGUUGCUACAUCCACCUCUGGCAGUAGUUUCCAUUCUGGAGUUAAUCCUCCAUCGCAUUCGAACUGGCAAUAUGGGCAAGCUCCUCCAAAUCAACCAGCUACGGUCUCCCAAGUUAACAAUUUUGCUCACCCAACAGCAACCCAGCCAUUGUUAUCUUCAUCAGGGAAUAUAAAUAUACCAACAAGCUAUCAUAAUGUUUCUUCUUCCGGAGGGCCUCCACUUCAGAACAGCUAUACGAAGCCAGGUCCCCCUCCUCUUCCAGUCCAUCAGCCAACAUACUCGCCAGUUAGACCUCCUUUAGGGCCCCCUCCAGUUGGAAGUCCAGCUUUCACACCAUCUGCUGCUCCCCCAACAGUUCCACCAGCAAACAUUGCAUCCCCAAACUCAGCAAGUCCCCAAGAAGCAGGUGAUGCUACAUGUGCUGCUAGUGAUGGCUCAUUAGUCCAAAACAAUUAUGAUACAAUAGAAGGAGGAGGUUUCCUGGCAACCACAUAUACCCCUUCAGCUCCUCAGAAUCUUAAAAUGAAUAGACACGUUGGAAGUGCUUAUCCCAGCUUGCCACCCGGCUACCAAAAUACAUCUUCCCCUGGAGGACCAAGAAUGCCGUAUCCAAGUGCACCACAGCAGUUCCCUCAGCCUGGUUUGGGAACAAAUGCUUUGGCGACAUCAAUGGGUGGACUAAGCCUUCAGCCAGAAGGAUUAAGACCUAUCAACCUCCUUCAAGAGAGAAAUAUUCUUCCUCCAACCCCCUUGCAAGCUCCUAUUCCAAACUUACAUGAAGAUAUCCAGAAGCUCAACUGUAAUCCAGAGUUAUUCCGAUGUACCUUGACUAACAUUCCUCAAACUCAGGCCUUACUGAACAAAGCCAAACUUCCUUUGGGGCUCCUGCUUCAUCCUUUCAAAGACCUGUCGCAAUUACCUGUGGUAACCUCCAGUACAAUUGUGAGAUGUCGUAGCUGCAGAACCUAUAUCAAUCCUUUUGUCAGCUUUCUUGAUCAAAGGAGAUGGAAAUGCAACUUAUGUUAUAGAGUAAAUGAUGUUCCAGAAGAAUUUAUGUAUAAUCCUGUGACAAGAGUUUAUGGAGAACCACAUAAAAGACCCGAAGUUCAGAAUGCAACCAUUGAGUUUAUGGCCCCUUCUGAAUACAUGCUCCGUCCCCCUCAGCCUCCUGUGUACCUUUUUGUUUUUGAUGUGUCUCACAAUGCAAUAGAAACAGGAUACUUGAACACUGUAUGCAAGACCUUGUUGGACAAUCUAGAAUUACUCCCUGGAAACACUAGAACAAAAAUUGGCUUCAUAACAUUUGACAGCACAAUCCAUUUCUAUAGCCUUCAGGAAGGUCUCUCUCAGCCUCAAAUGUUAAUAGUUUCAGAUAUUGAUGAUAUCUUUAUACCAAUGCCAGAGAAUCUAUUAGUAAACUUAAAUGAAAGCAAAGAGCUAAUCCAAGAUUUAUUGAAAACGUUGCCUCAGAUGUUUACCCAUUCUUUGGAAACUCAGAGUGCUCUGGGACCUGCCUUACAGGCUGCCUUUAAACUGAUGUCUCCUACUGGUGGCCGGAUUUCCGUAUUCCAGACACAGCUCCCAUCUGUAGGAAUGGGGGCACUCAGACCUCGAGAGGAGCCUAACCAAAAAGCAUCUGCAAAGGAUAUACAUCUAACACCAUCAACUGAUUUCUAUAAAAAAUUGGCCUUGGAUUGCUCAGGACAGCAGGUGGCCGUCGACUUGUUCCUUCUCAGUGGGCAGUACUCUGACUUGGCUUCAUUGGGAUGUAUAUCGAGAUAUUCUGCUGGUAGUGUCUAUUACUACCAGUCUUAUCAUCAUCAGCACAAUCCUCUUUUAGUGGAGAAACUGCAGAAAGAACUUAAGCGAUACUUGACACGGAAGAUUGGUUUUGAGGCUGUCAUGCGGAUCAGGUGUACCAAAGGCCUUUCUAUUCACACCUUCCAUGGCAACUUCUUUGUACGGUCAACAGACCUGCUGUCUUUACCUAACGUGAACCCUGAUGCAGGAUAUGCUGUGCAAAUGUCAGUGGAGGAGAGUUUGACAGACAUGCAAGUGGUCUGCUUCCAGUCAGCCCUCCUAUAUACCUCUAGUAAAGGUGAACGGAGGAUCCGUGUCCAUACCCUGUGUUUACCAGUAGUCAGUCAGUUGAGUGAUGUUUAUCUGGGAGCUGAUGUGCAAGCAAUUACUGGGCUUUUAGCCAAUAUGGCUGUUGACCGGUCGGUUUCCGCUAGUCUGAGUGAUGCUCGAGAUGCAUUGGUGAAUGCUGUCAUAGAUUCUCUCUCUGCCUACCGUUCCUCUGUCCUUACCAUUCAACAGCCUGGUCUCAUGGCCCCUGUCUCAUUACGUCUCUUUCCACUGUAUGUACUGGCCCUCUUGAAACAGAAAGCAUUCCAAACUGGCACAAACACUCGUUUGGACGAACGCAUCUUUACUAUGUGUCAAGUGAAAAACCAACCUUUAGUGUACCUCAUGCUUAUGAUGCAUCCUAGUUUGUACAGAAUUGACAAUCUCACAGACGAGGGGGCCCUUAACAUCAGUGACAGAACAAUACCUCAACCACCCAUUCUUCAGCUGUCUGUGGAGAAGAUAAAUAGAGAUGGUGCUUAUCUUAUGGAUGCUGGCUCUGUCAUGUUUUUAUGGAUUGGAAAGAAUUGUGGGCAGAACUUCAUCAACUGUGUCCUUGGAGUUCCCAACUAUGCAUCAAUACCACACAAUAUGACACAUCUUCCAGAACUUGACACAGCUGAAUCUUCUAGAGUGCUUGCUUUUAUCUCAUGGUUGAGGGAGCAAAAGCCAUUCUUUUCUAUAUUGUACAUACUAAGGGAUGAAAGUCCAUGGAAACCAAGUUUUCUCCAAAACAUGAUCGAAGACAGAACAGAAUCUGCUUUAUCAUACUAUGAGUUCCUUUUGCAUAUUCAGCAACAAGUGAAUAAAUGAACCCUGCUGUGAUAUGGCUCAUCCAGUCAAAGGAGAAUAAUUGUGUGCAGAACACUUGCGUUCAUGAUGCUCCUAAAAAGAUUUUGGUCUGAUGCAGUUGACAAGAAUCUCACUGUGAUUUCCCCCCAAAAUAAUAAAAAAGGCAAAGCAAAUAAAGGACCACAGAAUCAUAAGUAUACUAUUGUGCAGUUGUACAUUAAACAAUUAAAAUCAUUUUGGAUAUGU
Molecule: messenger RNA, 3620 nt
Organism: Anolis sagrei ordinatus
Lineage: Eukaryota; Metazoa; Chordata; Lepidosauria; Squamata; Anolidae
Gene: SEC24A
Product: SEC24 homolog A, COPII coat complex component
Biological process (GO): COPII-coated vesicle cargo loading; endoplasmic reticulum to Golgi vesicle-mediated transport; intracellular protein transport
Cellular component (GO): endoplasmic reticulum exit site; COPII vesicle coat
Molecular function (GO): SNARE binding; zinc ion binding
Source: RefSeq, a predicted model, not a curated record